UGGAUUCUCCAGGGGUAUUUUCCACAGGUAUUGGCGUCGGUUAGACGGUUAUUUAUAUCUAACAAGCGAAAAGAUCUUUAAAAUGCUAAUAAUAAUUUAGUAUGAAAGGUCAAACGAAUGCCGAACAAUUAAUGUCGGAGCAGAGACGAUAAAUCAAGAUGGAUGUCGACCACCCAAUAAUAAAAUAUCUUAUUUUUUGUCAAAAUUGUCGGAAUCUCUAUGAUAAGCAUACGAGAAAACCUCAACUAUUAUCGUGUCAGCAUUCGAUAUGUUUGUUUUGUGUUAGGGAAAAUGAACUAUUAGGAAAUUCUACUGGAUUAAUCUGCGAUUGCUGUGGAUUUUUUACAAAAUAUUCAUUUAUUACAACCGAUAAGACUGCUUUGAAUUUACAAAAACUAAUACGAAAUUCAAGAUCUGGAAUUAUAGUUGAUAUACCAAAUUCUAAGGAUUAUUGUUCUAUUUGCCAUAAUCCAAAAGAUAUAUUGCGUCAUAUCUGUAAUCAUUCAAUAUGUCAAGUGUGCUAUUCAAGAUUUCCAGAAUAUCAGAGUCUUCCCAAUCAAGUUUGUGGCCUAUGCAGAAAAGAAUCUAACGAAUCAAUUCUUGCUCUUCAAAAUCAAGAACGUCCACCUCCUUAUAAUCCCGAAUAUACUGGAAGAACAAGAUCUAGAACAUCAUUACCACCUGUAAGAAGGGAAAUAAUUGAUGUUCCUAUUCCGGGACGCCUUACUAGAAAUAUGUCGAUGAGAAUUCCAAGAAGCAGAAGCCGUAGCAGAACAGCGCCCGAGAGUUCUUUAUAUCCGAGCUUAAAGAAUCGUCCUGGUAUCGAAAUUUUAAGAUUUGGAAGAUUCUCUCAAAAUUCUAUUCAAGCUAACUGCUUUAAAAGUAUUUCGAAAUUAAGUGUCAACAAUUUAACUGGAUCUGUUGCUUGUCUUGAUAGUCAACUAAUGACUAUACAAAUAUUCUCUUCUUCUGGAACAUUUCAAUCAAUGUUUAGAUGUAUAGGAGCCAAAGAUAUCUGUUGGGAUGGUGAACAAAUUGCUAUAUUAACAAGUAGCUCAUUACAUCUCUAUUCAACUGACGGCGUUCAAUUCGAAUCGUCAAUUACAAAAAGAGUUUUAAGAAAUAUUAAAAAUGCUAGAUUUGGUACUAUUGGAGCGUCUCUUGAAUCGUUACAUUAUUUCUCUACAAGAACGCUUAAACCUCAAAGAGUUAUUAAAAGUUUUCGAACUAAAAGCUUUUUUAGACGAUCUACUCCUUUGUCUGACAUAAGAGACAUCUCAGUCGAUCUAAAUCGCAAUGUAUACGUUCUUAUUCGUUCAAAAAUUAUAUGUUUAGACGCCGAUGGGUUUUAUAAAUCAGAGAUAAACGAUAUACCAUUCAAUACACAAUUUAUAGCUGUUGAUCAGAAAAAGAAUAUCAUUUAUGGAGAUAGAUACGGUAUGGUGUUUCGUAUUUCGACAUCCGAUCAUCAUAAAGAACAAGUAAUCGAUUUAAAAGAAGAUAAUAUAGAAAUAAGAGGAAUGUGCUUGAACGAUGCAAGAAAUGUUUUAUUUUUAAGCAUUGGAAAUUCAAAUUUCGCAGAAAUUCGAGCUUAUGAACUUUCAAAACAAUCAUUUUAUUAAAAAAAUUCUAUUCUAUUAUUCGACCAUAAUUUUUUGGGUCUAUUUUUUUCUGUUGUUUUUUUUUUCCAUUUAUAAUUUAAUUUAUUCAAAUAGCCAUAAUAAUUAUAAUAAUCGUGUUUAUAUCGACUUUUUUUUAAACAUUAUUUUCGUAAUAUUUCAACAUAAAAACUUAGAAAGGCAAAAUAGAGAGAGAGAGAGAGAGAGAGAGCUAUAUAUAGAAUAUAUUGACAAAAAAGAAUGUUGUAUAUCUAUUCUAAAUCUAUUGAAAAACAACAACAAAAAAUAUUAACCCUGCUGUUACAUAUACGAAUUAUUUCGAUCUUGUUGCAUUUUUACUGUUUUUAAUGGUGUCUGAUAUCGUUUAAACAACUUUAUUGUUACAUAUUUUCGUUCUAAAAUAACAUGCUCAACUUUGUCUUUUUUUUUUAAUUUAGUAAUUAACUAUGCCACUGACACUGACAAUUUUAAAGGUCAUGUGAUUGUUAUAUCCGUUUAAAGGCAAUUGUUAUUGCAUAGACAAUUUCAAUUGCAAUUAGCUAUAAUUCAGUCUCUUUCUUAUCUAUGCAUGCAUUUAUAUUGUAGUUUUCUAUUCAAUUAGUUUUUAAUGGUUUCAAACCUAAAGUAUCUCUACAUUUACAAUUUUUGUUUUUCAAAUAUUUUCAUGCUUUUAUUAGUGUUUU
Molecule: messenger RNA, 2302 nt
Organism: Dimorphilus gyrociliatus
Lineage: Eukaryota; Metazoa; Annelida; Polychaeta; Dinophilidae
Source: the annotation of a GenBank genome assembly